AUGUCGCUGAGGCCAAACGCUAGAAGUGAGGCUCGACGGAACAGGUAUAAGGUGGCUGUGGAUGCCGAGGAGGGUCGCCGUAGGAGAGAAGAUGGAAUGAUCGAGAUCCGGAAGAACAGAAGAGAAGAGAACUUGUUGAAGAAGCGUCGGGAGGGUCUUCCGGCUAAUCAGCAAUUUCCAGCCCCACUCAACAACCCUCAACUUGACAAGUUAGAGACUCUUCCAGCUUUGGUAGCCGGGAUUUGUUCAAAUGACCGCACCUUGCAACUGGAAGCCACCACUCAAUUCCGAAAGCUCCUUUCGAUUGAGCGCAAUCCGCCCAUUGACGAAGUUAUUAAAUCCGGCGUUGUUCCCUGGUUUGUUCAGUUUCUGGCUAGAGAUGACUAUCCGCAGCUUCAGUUUGAGGCAGCUUGGGCUCUCACAAAUAUUGCAUCAGGGACAUCUGAUAACACCAAGGUCGUGAUUGACCAUGGUGCUGUUCCAAUCUUUGUAAGAUUGCUUAGUUCUCCUAGUGAUGACGUUCGUGAACAGGCAGUUUGGGCUUUAGGUAAUGUUGCCGGGGAUUCUCCAAAGUGUCGUGACCUUGUUCUCAGCCAAGGAGCAUUAAUGGCAUUGUUGGCUCAAUUUAAUGAGCAUGCAAAGCUGUCCAUGUUGCGUAAUGCAACAUGGACAUUGUCAAACUUCUGUAGGGGAAAGCCACAGCCUCAUUUUGAGCAGACAAAACCUGCCCUACCCACUUUGGCUCGACUUAUACAUUCCAACGAUGAAGAAGUUUUGACAGAUGCAUGUUGGGCACUUUCAUAUCUCUCUGAUGGUACUAAUGACAAAAUCCAAGCUGUUAUUGAUGCUGGUGUUUGCCCUCGUCUUGUUGAGCUUCUCCUUCAUCAUUCGCCCUCUGUUCUUAUUCCUGCGUUGCGCACUGUUGGUAACAUUGUCACUGGUGAUGAUAUGCAGACCCAGGUUAUCAUUGACCAUCUGGCCCUUAAAUAUCUUCGGAACUUGUUGGUCCAAAAUCAUAAAAAAAGCAUUAAAAAAGAAGCUUGCUGGACUAUUUCAAAUAUCACUGCUGGAAACAAAGAGCAGAUUCAGGCUGUGAUUGAAGCUGGAAUCAUUGCUCCCCUGGUUGAGCUACUGUUGAAUGCUGAGUUUGAGAUAAAGAAAGAGGCUGCUUGGGCAGUUUCGAAUGCUACAUCUGGUGGAACUCAUGACCAGAUUAAGUUUUUAGUGAGCCAGAAUUGCAUAAAGCCAUUGUGUGACCUUCUUGUCUGUCCUGAUCCAAGAAUAGUCACUGUCUGCUUGGAAGGUCUGGAGAACAUUUUGAAGGUUGGAGAAGCUGAGAAGAAUCUUGGUAACACUGGAGAUGUUAAUGCCUUUGCUCAGUUUAUUGAUGAAGCGGAAGGUUUGGAAAAGAUAGAAAACCUCCAGAGUCAUGACAACAACGAAAUCUAUGAAAAGGCUGUGAAGAUUCUUGAAACGUAUUGGUUGGAAGAGGAUGAUGAGCAGCUGCCCUCAGGUGAUGCACAACCAGGAUUUAGCUUUGGAGGAGGUGAUGUCUCUGCUCCAUCUGGAGGAUUCAAGUUCCCUUGA
Molecule: messenger RNA, 1587 nt
Organism: Oldenlandia corymbosa var. corymbosa
Lineage: Eukaryota; Viridiplantae; Streptophyta; Magnoliopsida; Gentianales; Rubiaceae
Source: the annotation of a GenBank genome assembly